AUGUCAUUCCCCAAGCGAACCAUUGAGGGCCUGGAGCAAUCCAAGGCAAAGAGAGUUUGUCGCCCUGCGCCACUGAAUCUCAAACGUCCCAUGCCAACUCAUCUGGCUAAUGGUGACAACCUAUCUCCCUUCUUGGUUGAGGAAGGUCAAUCCUCGCCAAUCCCUGCCAAGUUGUUCAGCAACGUGUUGAAGAUCAAUGAACAAGUCAAAAAUGAAUCAUCCAAGGCUACACCCACCCCAUUCGCCGAUGGUGACCAUCUAUCUCCUCGCCUGAUCCAAGACAAUGGCCAGCCUUCACCCAUUUCACACACUCUGUUCAACGAGUCUCUGAACAUUACUGAGCCAUCCGAGGCCACACCCCCUCAGGGUCCAUUCCCUUUCUCUGGCGCGAAAGAAAACACCCAACAAAUCGAGUUCAACCCUCGCCUUUCUACCCCUAAAAAGGAGGCAUCAGAUAUCGUCAAUGUGAACUGGCCCUUGCCAUACACUCGCAAAGUUGGUCCUGUCAAUGAGGAUGGGUACGCCGUAGUCACCCAGACUUGGUAUGACUACAGUUCGAUGAAAUUCGAUGAUUCUUCGACAGACUCCUCUGGAAGUCCUCGCCCGUUUAACUUCGACCCCCGGUCCUUUCCUGCUCCCCGAGUGCGCACCCGUGUCCAGUACUUCGGCCGUCCUGACGGAACACCCCGCAAGAAGCCCCGUUUCAUCAUGGGAUUUCACAAAAGUUGCCCUCAUUGCCGUAGUGGUGUACCUGGCCAUUCUCGCCAUCUCAUCUUUCGUUGA
Molecule: messenger RNA, 783 nt
Organism: Penicillium griseofulvum
Lineage: Eukaryota; Fungi; Ascomycota; Eurotiomycetes; Eurotiales; Aspergillaceae
Exons: 2
Coding region: 1-783 (260 amino acids)
Source: RefSeq, a predicted model, not a curated record